Molecule: messenger RNA, 840 nt
Organism: Cloeon dipterum
Lineage: Eukaryota; Metazoa; Arthropoda; Insecta; Ephemeroptera; Baetidae
Product: cuticle protein 7-like
Exons: 3
Coding region: 30-497 (155 amino acids)
Cellular component (GO): extracellular matrix
Source: RefSeq, a predicted model, not a curated record
AGUCACUCAACAGGACUAGUACAACAAUCAUGGUCUCCGUCAAGCUCAUUGUCGCCCUGUGCGCUUUUGCCGCCGUCGCCCAGGCUGGAUACGUUGCCCACGCCCCCGCUGACUACCACUCUGUGCCCAACUACUCUUUCGAGUACGGCGUUGCCGAUGCCCACACCGGCGACAAGAAGAGCCAGUCCGAGACCCGUCACGGAGACGUCGUCAAGGGACACUACAGUCUGGUGGAGCCCGACGGCACCACCCGCACCGUCCACUACACCGCUGAUGCCCACAACGGUUUCAACGCCCACGUGACCAAGUCCGGACACGCCGUCCACGCCGCCGCCCCCGCUUACCACGCCGCUGCUCCCGCGUACCACGCCGCCCCCAUUGCUCACGGAUACGCUCACGCCGCCCCCGUCGUCGCUCACCCCCACGGUGCUCCUCUGGCCUUCGCCACCCCUCUGGGAUACGGACACGGAUUCGCCAAGAUCAACCGUGGAUACUAAAUUUCCAAAACCAAUCCCUCGUGUUUUGCGAUCGAUCUCCAGUCAAUGUCAUUCAUUUGUAAAUAAAAAUCACCAAUAUCACUGAAAUUUUUAAUUUCUUUUUUGAAACAAUUGACCACUUUUGUUUUUUCUUGCAUUAUCAUAUAAAUGUUCAUAAGAUCAGUCUAAAGAAUUGCCAACCCAUCUUAAAUUAAUUAAUGUUUUCAACUUUUGCUGCGAACAGUGUUUUUAUAUCAAAUAAUUUUUUCUAAGUGUCCGCAGGUCGAUUGCGAAGAAAAUAAUUAUUAUGACAUCGCAUGAUGUACGUAGAGAAUUAAAAACUAUAAUAAAUUCAUGAAGAUGA